Salvia hispanica is the source of this 321-nucleotide messenger RNA. The record is from RefSeq and is a predicted model, not a curated record. NCBI's taxonomy places the organism in Eukaryota, Viridiplantae, Streptophyta, Magnoliopsida, Lamiales, Lamiaceae.
AUGGCAUUAUAUGGACCUCUGAAAAAUGCGAUUGACUGGGCAUCUCGGCCCCCAAAUGUUUGGGCUGAUAAAACUGCUGCAAUUGUGAGCGCUGGAGGAGGUUUUGGUGGAGGCCGAUCUCAGUAUCACCUCCGUCAGGUAGGCGUUUACAUUGAUCUUCACUUCGUCAACAAACCCGAGUUCUUCCUCAAUGCGUUUGAGUCUCCUGCUAAAUUCGAUAGCGAUGGCAACUUGCAUGACGAAUUAACCAAGGAAAAGCUGAAGGCGCUUCUCUUAUCCUUACACGGGUUCACGCUCCGUCUCAAAAGUAAGUCCGCAUAG